Molecule: messenger RNA, 4224 nt
Organism: Patella vulgata (common limpet)
Lineage: Eukaryota; Metazoa; Mollusca; Gastropoda; Patellidae
Exons: 5
Coding region: 1873-3141 (422 amino acids)
Biological process (GO): G protein-coupled receptor signaling pathway
Cellular component (GO): membrane
Molecular function (GO): G protein-coupled receptor activity
Source: RefSeq, a predicted model, not a curated record
CACACGAAGCUUUACAUCGAUUGGUAGGUUUGUUCGGUGUAUAGACGUGUACAGUGUGUGAGAGCGAGGUACUGUUAAACAAUUGGAUCCAUCAAUCUUAAGCUAUACAUUGACUUGUACGGCAACUACUGACUUGUAUCUUUUAGAGAGCUUAAUUCAGGGUUCAGAGAGAAAUCGUUGAUUUAUGUAAUGAUGGAAAUUAAUUACAUUAUAUUCAUUAUUGUAUAAACUCAUUGUGGCUACUAUGGAUUUGUUAUCACAACUCUUACUGCGUCUUGAGUAGUGUGUUAGAAAAGCUUAAGUCUUACCGUGUCGAAAUUCGGACAAAGUGGCGUUUUGGAUAACUUUAACUGGAAUUUUCACCCGUUCAACGCACACCUCAAGUACAUUAUAUUCAUUAUUGUAUAAACUCAUUGUGGUUACUAUGGAUUUGUUAUCACAACUCUUACUGCGUCUGAAGUAGUGUGUUAGAAAAGCUUAUAUCUUACCGUGUCGAAAUUCGCACAAAGUGGUGUUUUGGAUAAGUUUAACUGGAAUUUUCAUCCCUUUAACGGACACCUCAAGUACGAGACCUACCGAUGGUUCAAAUUAAAGUUUACUAUAAACAUACUAUUAACUCAUAUCUAAAUUUCUGACCCUGCAAAUUGUGCUAUUGUAAGUAAGGAUUUAAAUACACGAGGAAUCCAGGACACCAUUUCUAUAAGUUACAUGAUUAAAGCGUGAGCAUAGGGAUCUAUAUCUGACGAAUGAAGCGUUUGUAGUUUAAAACCAUCUUCUGGAUUGUUAUAUGGUUAUAUUAAUUGUCCGUCAUGUUCAGUACUUCAUACUAAAGUUAAAAGAAACUGUAAUUGAUAACGAUCUUUAUCGUAUGUUUGUGAUUUACUCUGUUCCUGUGCUUGGAGUCUAAAACAGUGAUUUAGAUAAACAGCCUACAACUUAAUGAUCAGUACUUCAUACAAAAGUUAGAACAAACUAUAUAUCGUAUAUUUGCGAUUUACUCUGUUUCCGUGCUCGGAGUCGCAAACAGUGGUUCAGAUAAACAGCCCACAACUGAACUGUACUUCAUACAAAAGUUAGAACAACCUAUAAUUGAUAUAGAUAUAUAUCGUAUGUUUGCGAUUUACUCUAUUCCUGUGCUCGGAGUUGCAAACAGUGAUUUAGAAAAAUAGCCUACAACUUAAUUGUGCAUCAUAAUAAGUACUUUAUACAAAAAUUAAGACCAACCAUAAUUGAUAAAGAUAUAUAUCGUAUGUUUGCGAUUUACUCUGUUUCCGUGCUUGGAGUCGAAAACAGUGAUUCAGAUAAACAGCCUACAACUUAAUUGUGCAUCAUAAUAAGUAAUUUAUACAAAAAUUUAGACCAACGAUAAUUGAUAAAGAUAUAUAUCGUAUGUUUGCGAUUUAAUCUGUUUCCGUGCUUGGAGUCGAAAACAGUGAUUCAGAUAAAUAGCCUCAUAAGAUAAACUAUAAUUGAUAUAGACCUUUAUCGUAUGUUUGUGAUUUAUUCUAUACCCGUGCUUGGAGUCGCAAACAGUGAUUCAGAUAAAUAGCCUACAACUUAAUUGUGCAUCAUGAUAAGUAGUUCAUAAUAUGGAAGUUAAAACAAACUAUGCUUGAUAUAUUUAUGUAUCGUCUCUUAGAGUCCAACUCUGUUCCUGGGGUCUAAUGUACUGAGUUAUUAACCAUAAAUAAAAACGGCGUCAUUGUAUCCUUUUAUCCCAGUAAAGCUUUGUCUGGUGUAGAAGCAUCUUGGUCCUCCGGGGCAAUAUAUAACUCGACGUGCGUUUAGUUGUUAGAUUAUUUGAGGAUUACUGGUAACGGCUCAAUUGACUGUCACGAGUAUAUAUAGCUCGCUAGUCUUUCUAUCAACAAAAUGUCGAUAAAACGCAAAAAGAAAAUGACAUGUACGUUGUUUAGGAUUUUAGCUGUGGCUAGCCUGUGUUCGAGUAUUAUAAAUCUGACUUUAUUGUCGAUUUGUUUGUCCGCAGGUCGUUGGAUAUUUGGAGACUUGUUGUGUCAGAUUUUAGCGUUCUUGAGUCAUGUCUUAGUGGCAGGUGCUGCGUGGUUGGUGGCUUUGGCUGGUUUGGAAAGAUAUUUCAAGUUAGUUUUACCUGCUGAUCAUCCCUGUGUAUUUUCUGAUAUCAACACCAAGUUAUUGGUUGUAGGGUUAUAUCUACUGAUAGCUAUCAUAUUGAUAAACCCUCUUUAUGGAUGGGGUGAAUAUUCAGAAUAUAGAGGAUAUUUCAAGUUAACUGUUCACACCACCCGUCCCAAUUUAACCAGACAUAAUUAUGAUGUUACUGCAUCAACUUUGUCACCCGUUCCUGUCAGUGACCUACCGCCGGUGGGUUGCGAUGGUAACAACAGAACACACUUUAUGUUUCCUGGAGAUUACAAUACAACGCAACUAGCGGAAAUGUUUAGCAAGAAUUUAAAAAUAAACUGGAAUUUUUUCUCCCGCCUUUUACACAUCACCCACGAAAGCCUUGUGUUGGCUUUAAGGGCGCCGAAUGAAGAGAAUUUAGAAAAUCUUCUGUCUGAGAACAGUGAAUAUACACUGGGUGAUGAGUUGUUUCAUGGUGCACCAAAGUGUCAAAAUAACGAGUAUAUUCUGUGUCUGGAGUUUAUGUUAAAUUACACAGAAGUUGAAACAUACAAGAAAAUAUUUGUUCCUUUUCAAGCGACCAAUAUGUGUAGUGUGGACUUUACUACCAUGAAUAAAGGCGCAUGGGGAUGGAUAGCGUUCUUUAUAGCGUCUACAGGAGCUGCUCCUUAUAUCAUGAUCGCCGUGUGUGCUAUACUGACAUUCUGGAAAUGGUCUUAUAUACAGUUUGAACAUCGUAACCAAGACUUGGUUCAAAGUCGUAAAUUUUUCUACGGCUGUUUGAUAAGUGUUCCGCUUUACUUUCCAUACUUUAUCGUGAAUUUGUCGAACUACUAUGGAAACUAUGUGUCGCCAACAUUAAACGUCUUUGUGAUGAUUUUAUACUACGGUAGCAAUCUUCUACCAUGUGCUUUGCUCAGUCCGCGAUAUUUGUGUAAAACAGUUGAAAGGUCAUCAACGUCUGGUUCGAUUCGAGAAUCUGAAACCGAGGACCAGGAGGAAUUUGAAAUGGAGAUUAUACCCGAUAAUCAGUUAUAAAAUGACGAUUGGUUGUACGUGACGGGGCGGUGCGUAAUUUUUCACACGAGACGGAGAGGGUUCGAAUCUGAUAAGAUAGGCUAAUGUGAAGAAGAUAGUAGUCAACAGGCCAGUUGUGGGCAUCAUGUGGUACCGUGUGUUUCGGAAAGGAUAACUGAUAAGUUAUUUAGAGCAAACGUAAGCUAGUGGAUGCUGUCAGGCAACAUGUGAAAAUAAUCGUAAGUGUCACAAGGUGUUCUUGCAAGGAUAACUGAUAUGUUAUUGUUCCAACCAAUUAAUUAUACGUACUGGUCAUUACCCAACGGAGUUCGAAAACUAAUGCCAAGCCGAAAUGAGUAAAAACAGUUGCCCAUACAGUGACGUUGUUUUAUAUCACUUUGGCUACAGCCACGAUAGCACACUCGCGACUUCACUGUGUGAGUGCUACACGUGUUCUUGUAUCUAGAGGUCAUUUUUGAAGGUCAAAAUCGUAUGUUUUGUCAUGCUGUGACCAAUGGCUUGAAAUGGGGGUGUUACGUCGUACGUGUUGCACGGAGAUGAUCAGUCGUGUGUCAUUUAGUAUUGUAAGGUUUAUCGCUAGACAGAUCACCAUAAAUCUACAGUGAAAUCUCGCUAUUAAGACCAGUUACGGCACUCGUAUAAAUUGGCUCUUUAUAGUGAGGUGGUCUUUAUAACGAGUUGGAAUUUCAGGAUACAUAAUCAUAAAUAUUAUGUUAUUUUAAGAUACAAUUUCAGCAUACAGACUCUUGUACAUUAUUUUAAAAUAUGGUCCUAUACAUUAUAAAUUACAAUUUAAUGCUCAACAGUGAACAUGUAUUUUGAAACACUUAUUUGAGAGAACACUGUAAGUUAUCAGUAUAAUGUUCAACACUCGACAAAGCAAAGUUUACUACUGGAUUUAAUAUCUGUAUCCGAAAUGCAUAAAAUAAUGUCCACCAUGCUCAAAAGCACACAGUAAAAUAUUAAAAUCAUGUUUUUUUGUACUUUAUCAUGACCUGUACUUUUUUGGUAUAAUAUAAAAUGUCCGCCAUGCUCAACAGCACAGUACAGUAAACUUUAAAAAUCAUGUGGUUUUUUUUUUUU